AUGUAUUUGUUUAACAUGGAUGAAGAGAGUCCUUCCUCCCUGACUGACAUUAGCAUGGCCUGGGUGUGUCGCAACGUGGAAGUGCUUUGUGUCGCACAAGAGGACGGGUCACUGCACUUCCGCCACUGCCCUGUGUUUCCUCAAGAGCUGGCCGAUCAGCUUCUGCACAAGAUGGCUGAUGAGGGGGUCCUCAAUGACAGAACUGUAGGCAUCUUCCAGAAUCCGGAGCACCUGCGUUUGCGCUGCGCUUACAUCCGGUCCUCGCAGCUCUCGGCCGAGGCCUUCAGACUUUCGCUCUGCCCUCACAAGCUCCAAGAGCUCAAGGCUUCACAUAUACACAGCGAUGUCACGAUCUCAGAUGUUCUCCACAGUCUCACGUCCAACGAGCUCUGCAGACAGGGCCUCCAGACGCUGCUGAUGGACGGCUUGCGUCUGUACGGGGAAGCAGGGGAGGAGUCGCUGCAGGCCUCCUUUAACAUGCUCCGUAGCGGCGAAAACUUCCUGACCAAGCAGCAAAGUGAGCCAGAGUUCUUGCCGAUAGUCAAAAGUCUGGUUAACUUGCAAAAAAAUACAUUUCACUGCCAUCCCAUUGAGUCAGAACUAACAGCAGAUUUUGCCAGGAGCUGCAAAUACGUACUAAUCUGUAAACACAUGCAGGUGGCUGGAGAGUCCAACUUAACCCAGCUGUGUGAGUGCUUGAGGAGAUACAGCGACCGUGAGAUUUUCAUACGGGAGGUUCUUACUCAUCUCUACAAUCACACCAGUGACAUGGAAGAACCUCAGCCACACAUCUUAAAGCUGGUUUUGGCUGGGAUGCGACACCACACAGAUUCUCUGCACGUUCAACUUGUGGCCUCUGCGUGUGUGUUUAACCUGACCGUACAGGAGCUGGUGCUGGGGAUGCCCUUACGCCUUCUGGGAGAUGUAGUUCAGCAGCUUCUUACAGCCAUGAAGAACUUCCCAAACCACGAGCAGUUGCAGAAGAAUUGCCUGCUUACUCUUUGCAGUGAUCAUAUCUUACAGGUCGUCCCAUUUGACAGAUACGAAGCUGCUAAGCUGAUAAUGAUGUUGCUGGGGAAUCAUGAAGAUCAGACGGUGCAGAGAAUGGCGGUGGCUGUAGUCUCCAUACUGGUGUCUAAGUUGAGCACAGAGGAGAUCUCAGAACUGGGUGCAGAGGCGUUUAUAAUGAAGCAGUUGCUGAGUAUCGUCCAGCAGAAGGCCUCUCUGGGUGUAGUGGACUCCACUCUGAAGUUUGCAUUGAGCGCUCUGUGGAACUUGACAGAUGAGACGCCCACCGCGUGUCGCCAUUUCAUUCAGUGCCAGGGAAUAGAGCUCUACAUGGAGCUGCUGGAGUCUUAUUAUUCGGAGUCCUCCGUCCAGCAGAAGCUCCUGGGCCUUUUGAAUAAUGUAGCAGAGGUGGAGGAGCUGCGGAUGGAGCUGAUGAGUGAGGAUCUGGUGGAGCACAUUGUUUCACUCCUGAUCAACCCAGUGGUGGAGGUGGAUGUCAUUUACUUUGCUGGAGGGAUCCUGGCUCAUCUCGUCUCAGUCAGGGGGCCGGUGUGGAGUCUGGAUGCUGAGCUACACAGCACAGUGCAGGAGAAACUGCACUCUUCUGUCCUGUCAUGGAGUUCUCCUGAGCAUGCAAUGGUUUCUUACCGAUCCCCUCAGUACUGUAAUAUGCUUCAGAGUGAAGGAGGAACAGACAUACUGAGGGUCCUGAGCUCCCAUCCAGACACACACAGUGACGUGAAGUGUCUGACAGAAAACAUCCUGAAGAUCCUGGAGCGAAAUCUUCAUCCUGCAAACUGUGAUGCAUUAUCAGUGUUAAAUAAAGCAGGAUAA
Sinocyclocheilus rhinocerous is the source of this 1842-nucleotide messenger RNA. RefSeq names its product protein zyg-11 homolog. Gene Ontology annotation, cellular component: Cul2-RING ubiquitin ligase complex. NCBI's taxonomy places the organism in Eukaryota, Metazoa, Chordata, Actinopteri, Cypriniformes, Cyprinidae. The record is from RefSeq and is a predicted model, not a curated record. Bases 1 to 1842 code for a protein of 613 amino acids. The transcript is spliced from 14 exons.